Molecule: messenger RNA, 3485 nt
Organism: Linum trigynum
Lineage: Eukaryota; Viridiplantae; Streptophyta; Magnoliopsida; Malpighiales; Linaceae
Source: the annotation of a GenBank genome assembly
AGGCAGACAUUGUGUUGUGCCAUUUUUCUAAAAGCACCUAGAGCUCAGUCUUAUCCGUGAUCUCUAGCUUUCACUCUCUUCCUCUUUCCGUCAGAAGUAAAUGAAGGAGGGGAGAGAAAUGAUGCCAUGAUUCUUGAUGAGGGAAGCUCGGUGAUCAUUUCAACUGGAGUUCUGGGUUCAGGAGUUGAUAUGUUGGGUGUUAGGCAGGUUAUAGUGUUUGACAUGCCGAAUCUCAUCAAGGAAUAUGUUCAUAUGAUUGUGAUAGAGCUCCGGAAGAAGUUCUAUCGAGAGAUUGGGGAUUAGGGAUCAACUAGGGAUUGAUCCGGGGAAUUGGGGAAUUGAAAUAAGAAGAGAGGUGGGAAGGGGGCUGCUGCCGACCAGCAGCUUGGAAAAGGGAGAAGGAAACAAUUAGGAUUUAGGUUUAUUCUUGCCUGCCAUUACCUACGUAAAACAAUAGUUUAAAUACCAAAACACAAUUACCGACUAACUACCCCAACUUAUUAAUUCCCCAAUCUAUUUUCCAAUAACCAAAAUAAUCCCGAACUAAAUAAUUCAAACCGACAUAAAUCCCAAAUAAGUAAAACGUCUAUCUAUCAGAUCGGCAGGGCUUCCCGGAUGGGGGUGGAAGGCAAAGUGCUCGCGUUCAUUAAUGAAGAGAGCAAGGCAUUGUUCCCAGAGUUCGUCGAGGUGCUCAAGUCUUCCGGAGCUGCAGUACCUCGUGAGCUUGCUAAUUCCCGGUAUAGUUCGAAAUCAUUGCCUUCUACCAAGAGCUGGAAGAAAAGGAAGCUUGGCUAGUAAAGUCUUGCUGAGAUUUUGUGUGACACUGCAAAUUCUGCGGUCUCUCCAGGUGAUGAUGUGGCAAGCCGAUUUCCACAUCAGCCCUCGCCAAAACGGUAAUGUUCACUGCUCAAUGCCAAUGGCCGGCGGUUUCCAGCCUGUCCGCAGAGCAGCCAAGUAAGCAGCCUUCUAGACGUCAGCAUGUGCCGCUGGCCGCUGGUGGACCGUUCUCUGUACCGAUGACGACAGUUUGUUAUUGGUAGCAUGUUUUAAUUGAAUGUAUAUUCCAAAUUUUCCUUGUAUCUCUUGUCCGACAACUAGGCCAAAUUAUUAAUACGGAAAUUCCUUUCUCCAAGUGGAAGAAAAUCGAAGUUGACAAGUCUUUGGUUUGACCCUACCGAAUCUGACGGUUCAUUUCAGUCCUUCUUUCACGCAGUCCAGCCCAGCCCAGCCCAUCUAGCGGCAAAGAAACGCCAGCUGCGGGCCCAGUAUCUGGAAAAAGCAAGGCGGGAAAUAAAAAAAAAAUCUUCCCCGUAUCCACGUUGGUUCAUAUCCUUGCCUUUCAAGGCAACAAAAAAGAAAAAAGAAAAAAGAAAGAACGGCUGGAAUGGAAACCUCCAUACGUACUCUCACGUUCCGCAUUUCGUGCAUCACCCCCUUUUCCCUCUCUCCAAUUCUUUUGGGGAAAAUUUCUCUCUGUUCUGAACUUUCCCUUUCUUCUAUUCCUUCGUCCCUCACAGCUUUCCAUUCUCCAGAAAUUCUCUCUCGCUCUAAUCGCUCCGGGAAACUGUUGAAUCGGCGGCAAGAACCAUAGACGUCGGGAUAUCCUGCGGAGAAUUUGGAAGAUGAAAGCGAUCAAGCUGUUCGAGAGAGCUUCUCGAACGUACAAUGACAGCUCGUCCUUCUCGAAGCUGCUUGUGGUCUUCACCGUCAGUGGUGGAGGCCUCUUGGCUUAUGCAGACGCGAACUCGACGAGUCCGAUUGCUCCACCUGAGAUCAAGAAGAAGCGCGUCGUCGUUCUCGGAACCGGAUGGGCGGGGACGAGCUUCCUGAAGCAAUUGGACAAUCCUUCCUACGAUGUUCAAGUGAUUUCGCCUCGGAAUUACUUCGCGUUCACUCCUCUGUUGCCGAGCGUCACUGUUGGGACAGUGGAGCCACGCAGCAUCGUGGAGCCGAUCCGUAACAUCGUCAAGAAGAAGAAUGUUGACGUCCAUUAUUGGGAAGCUGAGUGUUUCAAGAUUGAUUCCCAGAGCAAGAAGGUUCACUGCCGUUCCAAUAAGAACAUCGAUGGAAAAGGGAAGGAAGAAUUUGUUGUGGAUUAUGACUACCUUGUCAUAGCAAUGGGGGCCCGUCCCAACACUUUCAAUACUCCUGGUGUCGUCGAACAUUGCAAUUUUCUCAAGGAAGUAGAAGAUGCUCAAAAGAUCCGUAGAUCCGUUAUCGAUGCGUUUGAGAAGGCAAGCUUGCCGAGUUUGAGCGAUGAAGAGCGGCAGAAGAUGCUGCAUUUUGUGGUGGUUGGUGGUGGGCCCACGGGGGUGGAGUUUGCUGCAGAACUUCAUGAUUUUGUGAAGGAAGAUCUGGUCAAGUUGUAUCCUGCAGCUGGGAAGUAUGUCAAGAUAACACUGCUUGAAGCAGCAGAUCAUAUUCUAACCAUGUUUGACAAGCGAAUUACAGAAUUCGCUGAAGACAAGUUCAAAAGAGAUGGCAUUGAUGUGAAACUAGGGUCAAUGGUUAUUAAAGUAUCUGACAAGGAGAUCUCCACGAAAGGCAGAGUUAAUGGGCAAGUUUCGACCAUGCCUUACGGAAUGGUUGUCUGGUCAACUGGAAUUGGAACUGAUCCUGUUGUGAAGGAUUUUAUGAAGCAAGUCGGUCAGGAAACUAGGCGUGUUUUAGCAACUGAUGAAUGGCUGCGAGUUGAGGGAACUGAUAGCAUUUAUGCCCUUGGUGACUGUGCUACAAUUAACCAGCGCAGAGUCAUGGAAGACAUAUCCUCAAUAUUCAAGAAGGCAGACAAGGAGAACUCUGGUACCCUCACGGUGAAGCAACUUCAAGCAGUGGUCGACGACAUCUGUGAAAGGUACCCUCAAGUGGAUCUCUACCUGAAGACAAAGAAACUUCGCAACAUUGCGGAUCUUCUCAAGGACGAUUCGAAAAGCUCCGUCGCAAUCAGCAUCGAAGAGCUCAAAACAGCGCUGAAAGAAGUCGACGCCCAGGUCAAGAACCUCCCAGCAACAGCUCAGGUUGCAGCUCAGCAGGGCGCCUACCUUGCGAAAUGCUUCAACCGGAUGGAAGAAGCCGAGAAGAACCCAGAAGGACCCCUCAGGUUCAGAGGAGAAGGCCGCCAUCGUUUCCAUCCCUUCAGGUACAAGCAUUUCGGCCAAUUUGCUCCACUGGGAGGGGAACAAACGGCUGCUCAACUUCCAGGCGAUUGGGUGUCCAUUGGCCACAGCACUCAGUGGCUCUGGUACUCCGUCUAUGCAAGCAAGCUGGUGAGCUGGCGCACCAGAUCUCUGGUGGUGACCGACUGGGUGAAGCGGUUCAUCUUUGGAAGGGACUCCAGCUCCAUUUGAGUCACUUCACCAAGCCAGCUGAAGAACAAAAUUUUGCACCUCUGACCAAACUCGUUAGCCUUUACACAUUGCGUUUGGCUCUUUCUAUCUCUCUCUAUAGACAAUAUUCCUUUUAGGAAAUAAUCCCACGCCCUGGUU